This is a messenger RNA of Anopheles maculipalpis, 1532 nucleotides long. Its product is annotated as probable cytochrome P450 6a23. Bases 24 to 1529 code for a protein of 501 amino acids. NCBI's taxonomy places the organism in Eukaryota, Metazoa, Arthropoda, Insecta, Diptera, Culicidae. Gene Ontology annotation, molecular function: oxidoreductase activity, acting on paired donors, with incorporation or reduction of molecular oxygen; iron ion binding; monooxygenase activity. The record is from RefSeq and is a predicted model, not a curated record. The transcript is spliced from 2 exons.
UAUUGCAUCAGUACUUCAGCAAAAUGGAAGUAAUGGAUGUCGCAAUAACUUUAGGGAUGCUGUGCAUCAUAGUGUAUCUGAUACUUGUGCGAAGAUUUCAAUACUGGACGGAACGUAACGUACCUCAGCUGAAGCCUGAACUCUUAUUUGGUGACGUGCGGGAUGUGAACAAAAUCUACCACAUUGGUGAGAAGUUUCAUCAGCUUUACAAAGCGCUCAAAGGCAAGCAUCCUUUCGGUGGAAUCUACAUGUUUACCAAACCGGUCGCCUUGAUCACCGAUCUGGAGCUGCUAAAGUGUGUGUUUGUGAAGGACUUCCAAUACUUUCACGAUCGGGGUACGUAUUACAACGAGAAACAUGAUCCACUAUCAGCUCAUCUGUUCAACUUGGAAGGGCAGAAGUGGAAAAAUCUUCGCAAUAAGAUCUCCCCAACGUUCACAUCCGGCAAGAUGAAGAUGAUGUUCCCGACGAUUGUGGCAGCUGGGAAGCAGUUUAAGGACUUUAUGGAGGAUACUAUUCGAGGGCAAGAAGAGCUAGAGCUGAAGGACGUUCUUGCCCGCUACACGACGGAUGUGAUCGGAAUGUGUGCGUUCGGUAUCGAGUGUAACAGUAUGCGUGACCCGGAUGCAGAAUUCCGUGUGAUGGGAAGGAAAAUCUUCACAAGACCGCGUGGCAAGCUGCAGCUGUUGCUGAUGAACGCUUUCCCGAGGGUGGCUAAGCUAGUGGGCAUCAAGGUAAUCGUUCCGGAGGUGGCAGACUUCUUCAUGAGCGUUGUUCGGGACACGAUCAAGUACCGGGUCGAAAACAAUGUGCAGAGAACCGACUUUAUGGACAUUCUCAUCCAGAUGCGCAGCGAUAAGGACACAAAGUCUGAUGACGGUACAUUGACAUUCAAUGAGAUAGCUGCUCAGGCGUUUGUGUUCUUUUUGGCUGGGUUUGAGACAUCAUCUUCGCUGAUGGCUUUCACACUGUACGAGCUGGCACUGAAUCAAGACGUUCAAGAAAAGGUCAGAAAAUGUAUUAGGGACGUACUAAAACGACAUGAUGGAAAACUAACGUAUGAAGCAGCGUUGGAGAUGGACUAUUUGGAACGUGUUCUAAAAGAAUGUCUUCGAAAGUAUCCACCAAUAUCGGUUCAUUUCAGAAUCACGGCAAAGGAUUAUGUAGUGCCAGGGACCAACUCCAUCUUAGAAGCUGGCACGUCCGUAAUGAUACCGGUGCUGGGUAUUCAUCACGAUCCGGAAUAUUUCCCCGAUCCGGAACGUUUCGAUCCGGAUCGGUUUACGCCGGAACAGGAAGCGAAGCGUCAUCCGUACGCCUGGACACCAUUCGGAGAGGGUCCACGGAUUUGUGUGGGACUGCGGUUUGGUUUGAUGCAGACGCGCAUUGGAUUGGUACAUCUGCUUACAAGUUUUCGAUUUGAUUGCUGCUCCAAAACACCUAUUCCUAUGAAAUUUGACUUGAAGAAUGCUAUUCUAUCGCCGAAAGCUGGUAUGUGGUUGAAGAUAGACAAGCUCACUGAUGAAUAGUGG